Molecule: messenger RNA, 3383 nt
Organism: Erinaceus europaeus (western European hedgehog)
Lineage: Eukaryota; Metazoa; Chordata; Mammalia; Eulipotyphla; Erinaceidae
Gene: SF1
Product: splicing factor 1
Exons: 13
Coding region: 331-2160 (609 amino acids)
Biological process (GO): regulation of mRNA splicing, via spliceosome
Cellular component (GO): nucleus
Molecular function (GO): zinc ion binding; mRNA binding
Source: RefSeq, a predicted model, not a curated record
GCGCGUCGCCGCUUCCCCGCUGCUCGAGCUCGGCCGCCAUUUCCUCGGCCAGCUUAACGGUCCGGCCAAUCCCAGCGCGCUGCGCGGUGGGCCGCAGCUCGGCCAAUCGCAGGCCGCGGAGCCGACCCCUCGCGAGGCCCGGCCCAAUCCCGGCGCCGGCCCGCCCCCGCGCCGCCCUCUCCUCCCUCUUUGUGCGUCUCCCCGCGCCCCCGCCGCCGCGUGAAGACAGGUUCCGCGCCCCGCGCCGCGCAGUCGGCCCCCGCCCCCGGAAGGUUCGCGAAGGAGUAGCCGCCGCCGAGGAGCCGCGGGUGCUGCCCCUCCGGGAGCACCAUGGCGACCGGAGCGAGCGCCGCGCCGUUGGACUUCCCCAGUAAGAAACGGAAGAGAAGCCGCUGGAACCAAGACACGACGGAGCAGAAGACGGUCAUUCCGGGGAUGCCCACGGUGAUCCCCCCCGGACUCACUCGGGAACAAGAAAGGGCUUACAUAGUGCAACUGCAGAUAGAAGACCUGACUCGCAAACUGCGCACAGGAGACCUGGGCAUCCCCCCUAACCCUGAGGACAGGUCCCCUUCCCCCGAGCCCAUCUACAACAGCGAGGGGAAGCGGCUGAACACUCGCGAGUUUCGCACCCGCAAGAAGCUGGAAGAGGAGCGGCACAACCUCAUCACGGAGAUGGUGGCACUCAACCCCGACUUCAAGCCGCCCGCGGACUACAAACCCCCUGCGACACGUGUGAGUGACAAAGUGAUGAUUCCACAAGACGAGUAUCCGGAGAUCAACUUUGUGGGGCUGCUCAUCGGGCCCAGAGGGAACACCCUGAAAAACAUUGAAAAGGAGUGCAAUGCCAAGAUCAUGAUCCGGGGCAAAGGGUCUGUGAAGGAGGGCAAGGUCGGGCGCAAAGACGGCCAGAUGCUGCCGGGAGAAGAUGAGCCCCUCCACGCCCUGGUGACGGCGAACACCAUGGAGAACGUGAAGAAAGCCGUGGAGCAGAUACGAAACAUCCUGAAGCAGGGCAUCGAGACCCCUGAGGACCAGAACGAUCUGCGGAAGAUGCAGCUCCGGGAGCUGGCCCGUCUCAACGGGACCCUUCGGGAAGACGACAAUAGGAUCUUAAGACCCUGGCAGAGCUCAGAGACCCGAAGCAUCACCAAUACAACAGUGUGCACCAAGUGUGGAGGGGCUGGCCACAUCGCUUCAGACUGCAAAUUCCAAAGGCCUGGUGACCCCCAGUCAGCUCAGGACAAAGCGCGGAUGGAUAAGGAGUACUUGUCUCUCAUGGCCGAGCUGGGGGAAGCACCUGUCCCGGCCUCCGUGGGCUCCUCCUCUGGCCCUGCGAGCACGCCGCUGUCCAGCGCACCUCGGCCUGCCGCUCCCGCCAACAACCCGCCUCCGCCGUCUCUGAUGUCCACCACCCAGAGCCGCCCGCCCUGGAUGAACUCGGGUCCUUCAGAAAGCCGGCCCUACCACGGAAUGCAUGGAGGUGGCCCCGGAGGGCCCGGAGGUGGCCCCCACAGCUUCCCUCACCCGCUCCCCAGCCUGACGGGCGGGCACGGUGGACACCCCAUGCAGCACAACCCAAACGGACCCCCGCCGCCGUGGAUGCAGCCGCCACCACCCCCGAUGAACCAGGGCCCCCACCCACCUGGGCACCAUGGCCCUCCUCCAAUGGGUAAAUCAGUACCUGGGAAGUACGCCUGUGGGCUCUGGGGUCUAUCGCCUGCAUCAAGGAAAAGGUAUGAUGCCGCCGCCGCCUAUGGGCAUGAUGCCGCCGCCGCCGCCGCCCAGUGGGCAGCCCCCACCCCCGCCAUCUGGCCCGCUUCCCCCAUGGCAGCAACAGCAGCAGCAGCCGCCACCGCCCCCACCGCCCAGCAGUAUGGCUUCCAGUACCCCGUUGCCAUGGCAGCAAAAUACGACGACCACCACCACGAGCGCUGGCACAGGGUCCAUCCCGCCAUGGCAACAGCAGCAGGCGGCUGCCGCAGCUUCGCCAGGAGCCCCUCAGAUGCAAGGCAACCCCACUAUGGUGCCCCUGCCCCCCGGGGUCCAGCCGCCUCUGCCGCCCGGGGCCCCCCCCCCUCCGCCGCCUCCACCGCCUGGUUCCACCGGCAUGAUGUAUGCCCCGCCCCCUCCUCCUCCGCCUCCCAUGGACCCUUCUAACUUUGUCACCAUGAUGGGCAUGGGGGUGGCGGGCAUGCCGCCCUUCGCGAUGCCUCCGGCUCCCCCACCGCCUCCACCACAGAACUAGACUCGGUUUUUUAAGGAAAUAUAUAUUAUAUAGAGAGAACUGGUCUUGUCUAAGCACGCCGAACCUCACCAUAUGGAGCCAGACACUGGGACGCACGCGUGUGGGUGUGUGCACGCGUGUGUGUGUGCACGCCGGGGCUGGGCCGGGCCAGGCGACCGAGGACUCGCUUGGGAAAGGGCAGGUGGUAGUUCGGGCGCCGGCUUGGGCUCUCCCGGCGCCCCGUAGCAUCGAGUGUCUUCUUUGUCUUUCUCUCCUCACCCAACUCCCUUUGCCUCUCCCCAAACCGGGCCGCCAGGAUCCCUCCCCGCGGCGGCGAUGGCCCGAGCCAUGAGAGUGAGGACUUUCCGCGCCCAUUGGUGACCCUUCCAGGCAGACAGCCUCAGCAGCGCCCCUGGUGGACAGGAUGGUUCGGCAAAGCAGCCUGAGUUAUUUUUGUGGACGGAUUCGGAACACGCUGGCUCCAUAUCGUGACAUUUUUAUUAAUUUUUUUCUUCUCCCCCUUGUUAUUUCCUUAUCGCUUCCUUUCUUUAGAUUCUGCCCCAGGAGAUGCUCUCCCGGCCUUCUGCUGCGGUUAGGUCCCCGUCCCUGUCCUCAUCCCCACAUCUCCCCCUCCCCCUCCUCCUCCUCCUCAGACAGAACAAAGGCUUUGGCCCGGGCUGCGCCACCCUGGCAGGGGGUGGGGGUGGGGGUGGGGGUGGAGGUGGGGGUGCUUCCAAUCGGGGUUUUCCAGGUGCCACAGCUGCUGUGUUGGGAGGGGUUCAUCUGAGGGCCCUGGGUUCGAGUCCACCUUGCUGACAGCACUGGGGCCGCCCACACCGCCGCCUCUAGCCGGGGUGUCCUCCUGGCUGCCUGGGGCUCCGUUUGUUCCUCUCCUCCGUGGAAGGCUGCUUUUUCAAUUUGAUUUUCAUCCUAAAUGUCGGAAUGUUUUUGCAGUGUCCAAGGCUUUGACCCCAUGUCUUCCCCCCGCCUCCCCCCCUCCGCCAUGGAGUGAUUAUGUUAACAAUGAUGUAUAAUGCGCGUUCUCUUCACUGGUUUAUCUACAGAAGUUUCUCUGGCUUUUUUUUUUUUUUUCCAACGUAUGAUUCAAACACUGCGUUAAAGGGAGUGUUCCAUGAAUAAACGAGCAGUGUGGUUU